This is a messenger RNA of Trametes versicolor FP-101664 SS1, 492 nucleotides long. RefSeq lists its product as uncharacterized. The coding region runs from base 1 to 492 and encodes 163 amino acids. The transcript is spliced from 2 exons. The record is from RefSeq and is a predicted model, not a curated record. NCBI's taxonomy places the organism in Eukaryota, Fungi, Basidiomycota, Agaricomycetes, Polyporales, Polyporaceae.
AUGGCCGCCGCAUUAUUCGCGUCCUCCCCCAAGAGCCCCUUCAAACGAAACUCCCUCCCGUCCACAUCAUCGCCCGCCAUAGCCUCCCCGCCCAAGAGCUGUCUCAAGCGCAACUCCUUCCCCUCCUCCCCGCGCCCCGUCUUCUUCGACGCCCCGCGCUCCGCCAGCCCCUUCAGCGCGGUCUUCGAGUCAGACUCCGACUCGAGCGCGAGCGACAGCGCUUCCGGGUCUGGGUCGCAGGCGUCGUCGUGCCCAGGCACGCCCCCCACGACCACCCGGCGCCCGCGCGCGAAGUCCGUGAGCUUCUGCGAGGACGACGACGUGCGCGUGUUUUACCCCAUCACGGACCCGCUGCACAAGCAGGCCCGCAAGCAGUUCGUGCGCCUCUUCAAAGCGUGUGCGGAGGCCAUGAAGAUCGAACCGCCCCCGCCCUCGCGCCACAGCUACUCGGGCUAUGGAGAGUGCGUGCUGGAGGGCGAGGAGGAGCGGUGA